This is a messenger RNA of Rhipicephalus sanguineus (brown dog tick), 1056 nucleotides long. RefSeq lists its product as uncharacterized. The record is from RefSeq and is a predicted model, not a curated record. The transcript is spliced from 4 exons. The coding region runs from base 514 to 1056 and encodes 180 amino acids. NCBI's taxonomy places the organism in Eukaryota, Metazoa, Arthropoda, Arachnida, Ixodida, Ixodidae.
UCCAAAAGCAGAUUUUGCCCUGCUCUAAAAGCUGCUCCAAAAUGCUGGAGGGCAUUCCCACCACUGCAUAUGUGGCGACCACCUGACAGGUGUGCUUGCGAGAAGGCAAGCAAGGAGUCUAAGAAAUUGAAGUUUUUGCAAAUGAAGCUGUUUAUUGGGAUUGUUGUGAAAGCAACCGUCUUCGUUCCGAGGAGUCUGUUAACCGUACCGAAGCAUCGUGGCAAAGCGGUCGGAACAGAUUAGAAAGCUUAAUUUGUUGAAUUCCAAUGGCGGAGUCGGAGCAAGUUUUUCUGCUCCUUUCAGAGCAAAUGUGUUCCAAUGACAGAGUGAGGGCGGAAGUCAAGAGUUCCAAUGAGAGAGUCGGGGGGGAUUCAGAGCGGGAGUCGCUCCGUGGAGCAGGAAAAACUGCUCCGCCGAAAUCGGCGGAGUGGGCCGGAACUCAGCGUGACGCACUUCCUUUAACACGUUUGACUGCUUGGGGGCGCGGCUGGCGCGCCGCGAGUUGUGUUGAUAAUGGCGGACGGCAUGGACGGCUCGGCUACCUCGGCAAAGCGUGUGGCAUUGCUUCUGCUACUCGAUAGCGACAGCUCCGAGUCGGAAAGCUCAAGUUCUGACACGAGUGAUUCGUCGGACAGUGACAACGACGCUGAAGCUUGCGCUUACGAGCGGGAAUUCGACAGGAUGUUCCGCAUUCUCGCGAAGAGGCCCAAAGUUGUCGGUUUUACCGAGGACGUCGUUCGGCAGUACUCGGACCAUGAGUUCCGGAGGCACUUUAGGCUGGCUGGACCUGUGGCCGAAAAGUUGAUCGCAGAGUUUGCUGCCUCGUCAAUGUGCCCUUCGAGCACACAUGGAGGAGUUCCAGCGAAAUCUGCGGAAACGCAUGUCUUGACAUUUAUGUGGUUAAAAAGCACCGUGUACCGAGUCCUUCAAAGAGUAGCGGAGUUCCUCAUGACGCUGGGACCAUCAGUGAUCAAGUUUCCCACAGACCUGGAGAAACUCACUAGCAGUUUUGAGAAUAAGUGGAGGCCACUGUCAUUACCAUUGGGUUACAAAUGA